Molecule: messenger RNA, 568 nt
Organism: Homarus americanus (American lobster)
Lineage: Eukaryota; Metazoa; Arthropoda; Malacostraca; Decapoda; Nephropidae
Product: perlucin-like
Exons: 4
Source: RefSeq, a predicted model, not a curated record
UCAAGUCAAAGUAAACCAACUCGUUUCUUAUCUCAACAGACCAUCUUGCCACAGAAUCGGUUUUGUGAUCAUGCUCGCAGACCUAUCGUCGACGAGGUGUUCCAGGGUAGGGCAUACCACUUCUCCUGGUGCCAUAAUGGCGGCCGAUCCUACACAUGGUACGAUGCCAGCCAUCAUUGUCAGAGGCUGGGCAACGGCUUCCAGGCCGUUAGUAUAGAGCACCCGAACGAAGACAACUUCGUGGCUGGAGUUCUUAGAACAUACCAAAUGAGGGACAUCUGGACAAGCGGCACUAAGUUGGGCUCUUACCAGUGGUACUGGGAGACGGGUGUCUCCACUGGUUACACAAACUGGUCUAACACCGGCAGACUUGGAAGAAGUCAACCAGACAACGCAGACGGUAACGAGCAGUGCCUGGCUGUGGUGAACAGCCUAGGCGUCGGGUGGCACGACUCGCGCUGCAACACUCUCCGACCUGUAAUCUGUGAGACCGAGGCGUUCUACAGGCAGUAAUUCUGUAACGCAAUAUUAAUAGCCUUCGUAAUACAAGGUCUAGAUAAAUUGUAUA